Molecule: messenger RNA, 9378 nt
Organism: Zootermopsis nevadensis
Lineage: Eukaryota; Metazoa; Arthropoda; Insecta; Blattodea; Termopsidae
Source: RefSeq, a predicted model, not a curated record
UACACUAUAUAAACAAGUACAUUUUGAGGUAAUUAUAUCACUGCAUAAGACCAAUCACUGUCUUAUUUGAUGAAAAAUGGCAUUCAGGAUUGCAUCUCUCCCACGCAAAAUUCCUUAUAAUUUGCCAGUGGCAAGCACUCUAUGCAGAAUAUUAUAAACGGAUAAAUUAGAAUGAAAUAGGAGUAAUACUAGAAUCCCCCCCCACCAUAUCCCCCAAAUUUCCCCUUGAACAAUUUGGACCAAUCCCCGAAAAGGGGCCCAUGGGAUAUAGUCCGUUCUUCCAGCAAAAAUCCUUUGGGUACAGUAAACUACAACAUUCAUUAAAGAGAAUAUGUUGUAAGGAGGGGGAAAUAUUACCCCUUCAACCCCUCGAAAAUGGUAGCCACCCUGAAAUAUCCCUUCCACCAGAUAUGUUUGCAAUAGACCAAUGGAGGCGUCGGGACGCUAUAUGACGUCAAAGACGCCCUCUACGUCAGUAGACAUGGAUCAAUAAUUUCAGUUGGGAGGUUUUUGGUCGGAAAAGGGGAAAUGUUACAGAGACUAACGUGAAGAGAGUUGCUUUUACGCGUUUAUUUAAACGUUACAAUUUACAAGAAAGUGAUAAUAAGGGCUCUGAAUGAAAUCCUGAGACCGGUGGGCAGUUUCUGGUGGAGCAGAGCGACGGAGGAGGUGACUGUGCCCCAGUGCAGUGGAACACUUGACUUCGAACGCUGGCAGCUGGAUAAGGUCUGCAGUCUGAACCAGUAGCAAGACACAACCACCAACCGCGCUGUGUGAACCGUCCUGAAGUGUGUGCACCGGUUGGAUGAGGCGACUGAUCGUCCAUGUGUGGCCUAGCGUUUAGAACACGAAAUAGCCCCUCGCAAAAAACUUCCCUCCGCUGGGGCGACUGCUGUAACAACUACCCUUCCUCCCAUUAUUAUACCCUUCACCUCCUAACUACAGGGUACCCUACAACUGACUACAUCCGCGAUGUGUAGCAACACAGCACACCUACUGCCCCACUGGUUCCUUUACGCUUUAUUUCCAAAGAUAUAAUUAAUCGUAUUACCUAAAACAAGCAACAUAAAUGUGUUAUCCUUAAUAUUGUCUUAAAAGAGCACUUACGUAAAGCAAAUAUAGAAUUCACUGCCUGCCUGAUUACAAGGAAACAUACUGGAAGAAAACUGUUACUGGUGACUGUAUACAUAAAUAUAUUCUGUUAGAGGAUUCGGUAAGGAUAUCUAAAAGACAUUCAGGAGCACGAAACUGGUAUCUAUAGUAAGACACAUCAUCAUUUGAACUCGACAUGAAUAUCCUCGUAGUGAAAUAGUUGGUAGGACAGAGAAGUGUGACGAUUUAUCAUAAUCCACAUCAUCAACGAAUUCCAAAUAGAAAUAGACCCAGUGACUGCAGUGUAUAAAAUACUCAUUACAGAAAGUAGAAAAUAUACAUAUUUUUGUGAUAGUAGAUAUAAAUGUAUUUUUGUCCCAGUUAGUUUACAAUUUGUGGUUAAUUUGGAACAUGUGAAAUUUAGGAACAGAUGGAAGUUAUUUUUAGUUUCAACAAUCCUCGAAGUAAAUACCUAACAGUAUUUAAUUAAUUGCCAAAGUAAGAGCAACGCAUUCUACGAAACCUCCAGCCACGUGGACCUGCUCUUCAGAUAUUUGUCUCCGUACGUAAAAGCAAGGCUAGCAGGAUGAUUAACAUCGCGGGCAUUAUUUCAAUUGUACUCUUCUACGUCUUGAUCUUGGGUGUGGGUCUCUGGGCGGCUCGCAAGAAGCAGUCUGGCGAUGACUCCGAGGAGGAGGUCAUGCUUGCCGGGAGGAGCAUUGGGCUCUUCGUCGGAAUUUUCACUAUGACGGCUACAUGGGUUGGAGGAGGUUACAUCAACGGUACAGCCGAAAUGAUCUACACGUCGGGUUUGAUUUGGUGCCAGGCGCCCUUUGGAUACGCUCUCAGCCUAGUAUUAGGCGGCAUUUUCUUCGCGAACAAGAUGCGACAGCAAGGCUAUAUCACCAUGCUGGACCCCCUGCAAGACUCCUUCGGAGAGAGAAUGGGAGGAUUGCUUUUCCUGCCUGCCCUCUGUGGCGAGGUCUUCUGGGCUGCCGGCAUUUUGGCUGCUCUGGGCGCCACACUCAGCGUCAUCAUCGAUAUGGACCAUCGAACGAGUGUCAUCCUCAGCUCCUGUAUCGCUAUUAUCUACACACUCUUUGGCGGACUUUACAGCGUCGCUUACACAGAUGUAAUACAGCUGUUCUGCAUCUUUAUUGGACUCUGGAUGUGCAUCCCGUUUGCGAUGUACAACGAGCAUGUUGGAUCUCUCUCUUCGGAUGCUGUUGAUUGGAUCGGUACAGUGGAACCUUCUCAAUACUUUUAUUACAUCGACAAUGGACUACUUCUUAUCUUUGGAGGAAUACCAUGGCAAGUGUACUUUCAGAGGGUGUUGUCCAGCAAAACAGCAGCCAGGGCCCAGAUAUUGUCAUAUGUCGCUGCGUUCGGCUGUAUCAUCAUGGCGAUUCCGCCAGUGCUGAUCGGCGCCAUUGCAAGAUCCACCUCGUGGAAUGAGACGGGUUAUAAGGGAGUCUAUCCACUGUCUUCUGAGGAGACCAGCAUGAUCCUCCCGAUGGUCUUACAGUACCUGACGCCGAGCUUCGUGUCCUUCUUCGGUCUGGGCGCUGUCUCUGCCGCGGUUAUGUCUUCAGCGGAUUCCAGUGUUCUGUCAGCUAGUUCCAUGUUCGCACGUAACGUCUACAGACUCAUCUUUCGACAGAGGGCUUCUGAGAUGGAGAUUAUUUGGGUAAUGAGGGUUUCGAUCUUGGUCGUUGGAGCGCUGGCAACAGUAAUGGCACUUACUAUCCCUUCCAUCUAUGGCCUUUGGUCCAUGUGUUCAGACCUCGUGUAUGUGAUCCUAUUCCCACAACUGCUGAUGGUGGUACACUUUAAGCAUCACUGCAAUACGUACGGUAGUUUAACCGCUUACAUCGUCGCCUUCUUCGUCAGAAUGACAGGAGGAGAGCCGUUACUUGGGUUGCCCGCCAUGAUACACUACCCGGGUUGGGAUGGCGAAAAUCAGCUGUUCCCGUUCCGAACCAUGGCCAUGCUCAUGUCUCUUGUUACUCUCAUCUUAGUUUCUUGGGGCACCAAGUGGAUCUUCGAGACCGGGAGACUUGCACCAGGUUACGACAUCUUCCGAUGCGUGGUCAACAUUCCCGAGGACGUGGAGCGAGUCGACGAGCCUGCCGAGGGCGGGGAGCAGAUGGCCGUCAUGACGAGUGCCAUGCGGCAGUACGGAGCGGCGACCAUGGUCGGAAAGGACGAAAUGAACGGGCGAAUCAACCCGGCGCUAGAGCCGGACGACGACAUGGACAUGGCUGAGGUAGAGAAGACACGAGGGGUUCGGCCGAGGGUCGUCAGUGGCACGACGGCCGGGGGAGGGGGGAGUAGGGGAAAUCCAUCGACGGGAAUCCCCGUGAAUGAAAACGGUAGCAGCCCCAAACAAGGACAAACAUCGCUCUAAGGCUAAGCGACUUGCUUUAAGGCUGUAUUCAAAGAAUUUCCGUUACAAGUACCUUCUUAAUUUCUCGGUGAGUGCGCUGCAGUAUUACCAAAUAUGAAAAAAAUUAAUAACUGAGACAAGAAAAAGGAUAAAAAAGGUGGUUUAUCAAUUAGCAAAAUAACUGGUCAUUAAGACAUAAAAGUCAAUGUAAUUGUGAUUAUGUUAAUAAUCUAUAUGUCAUAUUAAGAACGUAGCCAGAAUUUGGUCAUUAUGGUUUCAAAUCAAGCGUUAUAUAAAGCCGACGGACAAUUAUCGAUACUAAAAUAAUUCUAGUAUUGAAAAUUUAUAACAGUAUUUAAUUUAAAUUUUAGGUAUCUAUUAUAAUGUGAGUACAACAGAUACGUAUGCCAUUCGAAGUUAAAUUUUUACCUCAGAACUUUUAAAAUAAAUGGCGUAGCGUCCAAAGUCUUAAACUGGCGUUAGAAGACAGAAAAUAAGGUCACCAAUACGAGGAUCAAAUGUUUAAUGCUGUUAGGUAAAUAAUCACACAGUGAGAAUGACACAAAGCCUAUAAUUAGACUCCGUGUUCAAUAUGCGGAAUUAUUAGAUGUUAAAGCAUGUGAUACAUAUAGUUACCACAGUGAUUUAUCGGGAUAAUCGUGGCAGCUGUAUUAAAUUCGCAUAUUAUGUCGUGAAACAAAAUAUUAUAACUUUUUCCGUCCGACCAGUCAGAAAAUAUGAGACUGUAUUUCAGUACUGCAGAAAGUUAACAUUUCGAUAAAAAAAGUCACACUUCAUAAACAGAUAUUUCACAGAUUACAUUAAUGCAUAUGCAGAUUUAUUAAUGUAGCAUUUAAAUUGAAAAUGUCGAAAACAGAGAUUUAAAGUUACUUACAGAGAUUUUAAUUUUUAAAUAAUGAAAGAAAAUAUUACAGAAAUUAAUUUCUCAUAGUGUGGUAUUAUUCCCUCUAGUACCCUGUCUCCUCGCCCAGCCUUUACCUAGAGACCACAAAUAACUAUGUGUGGUACAUAUCAUAAAUGAAGUAUCGUAGUAUAAUUUAACUAUUAUUUGUGCUGUGUUUUAAGAACAGGGGUGUAACAUACUGACCUUCAGAAACAAUUUUAAUCGCUUGUUAGAGUACUUGGUAAUCGUGGGCUUUAAUCUUAAACUGUUUGUAAGUUCUGUGUAGGGGUACAAAUCAGUAAUAUUAUUCUUGGUUAAAUGUUUGGCAGGCUAUAGAUGUGCCAAUAUCCCGUGGCGAAUCCAUGCAAAUGAAAACAUUUGCCAUGGUUUACUGAUGAUGAUUCAAGGACUAAAGCUCAACUCUUCAAUGGAGGAGUUUGGGCAUCAUGAGGUACAACUUCGGAAGCCGCGUUGGGCUUCAAGUGACUGUCAGUUUUAUUUAUAUGGAUAAUGGAAGUCUCUAUAAUAAACACAAAUGAUCUUAGCGUUUAGUAUGUUUGUAUUAUACAGAAAGUAUCACUAAAUAAAAACAGAUAAGUCCCAUUGUUCUAACCACAACAUUGUUAGAUGGAAAUUAAUAAGAUAUGCUCACUGACGUUCUGUUAUUUGGAAUUGUAAUUAUAGAUGUAUAUAAAUAUCGAUGUAAAUUCACGUGUCACAAAUGUGAUAUUCUAACAUAUCAACAUGAUUUUUAUCAGUGUAUUGUUUUGAAAAAUCAGUAGACGAUCUAGGGGAGGGAAUGCCCGCUUUGUUCACAAACAUCAAUGAAUAUAUAUGGGAUUUUCACAAACUUCUAUAUGUCGCGAUAAUGUGAAAUGGAUUGUUACAGUGGUCACAAACAUUUUUGUGUAAUAUUAAUCCCGUGGGACAUAAGUUUUAAUUGAGAUUUGCUUGAAAUCGUAUAGGAAAAAAAUUAUAUAAUAUAUAUUUACGUACUGAUAGGCAUUUUUAUUUAUAGUGUAGACAGUAAACUUUACUAUAUAAUUGUUAAAGAUAUUUAAAUUUCAUUUAUUUUCAAUGUGUAAUAGUAAUAUGCAUUUAAACGUUACAUAAUAAAAGACUGUCACGAAAAUGUCGAAACAAAGCGGAUGAAAGAAAUGUUUAUCAUAGAGUAUCAAUGAUUAUUAAUGCUUUGAUGAGGAGGGGAGCAUUUAAUGACCAAUAGCAGCUCCGGUAUUAGAGUAAAGGAAAAUAUCAUUAUAAAACGCGAUCUAUUUUAUGUUACAUAAUAUAAUGUAAACGUUGAUAUUAUUGACACAUAAUGCCACUGUUGUUGUUGUAAACGUAGCGCCUAGAGUAUAGACAAUUAGUAAUGUCACGCGGCGAGACCGAAUGAGAAUUGUCCAUAAACUGGAGAACUAUGUUUUCGAUUUCAAAACAUUAUUUCGUGUCUUCCAUAUUGUUAAUUUCAGACAUGAAUCCCCCUUAUACAUCCACUGAUAAUAAAACUAAUAAACACGUUUUAAUUUAAUGCAUUGCAUUGCUCUUAAUUUCGUGAAUGCUAACUGAUUUAUCACUAUAAUAUAAAUACAGCAGAUUAAAAAUAUUUUGCUUAAUGCAAAUACGACCGUUUUCACAUGUACGAGUUAUCUGAAAUCAACAUUAUAAAUUAUGUCCUAAAAUGUACAUAAUAUGUCACAAUUUGGUCGUUGUUCAGAAAAAUUAUAACUCUGAUAUGAACAAAGCUGCGGAUAUGAUAUAAGUAUUGGUGCAAACGUCAUAUUUGUUCUUACAAUUUAAAUUGUUUUCACACGCUUAAUACCCACAACCCCGUUCAUUCCAGUGUCAUAAUUUCUUUAAAUCGGGACUUAAUUGUGGUUCAACCUGCGUUUUGUUGAUCUCAUACCUUCUCUGAUAUGCAUAGUUCACAGUUUAAGAAUCGCGAAGGUCUAGAUAAAUAAUUCCAAUAUUUAACCAUAGAAAUUAACAGGCAUUUGUUUAGAUAUAUGUACUAAAAUGGACUUCGAAAUCACAUCUCAAAAAUUAUAGACAAGAAACAAAAUAAUUAAUUAUACCUCCUGUAUUGAUUACUUAAGUGUGACAUUACUGUAAUGAAAUAUUUGUUCCUUUAGUAUCAUCUGAAAGACAUGUUUAUAAAAAAAAACUUGUAUAGGUGGCACACACAAAAUGUUACAAGAGCAAAGUCAUUAUGAGCUUCUACUAGUGUCCUAGCAAUGUUAUAACAUGGCGUAUAACAGUAAAUGUUGGUAUUUUAUGACAGACGAACACACGUAUAACCCUAUAAUUAAAGAUGCGAAUAUUAAGAUUAAAGCUACCUGCGCACCGAUACCUUUCUCUCUUGAAUGAUAAGUGAUCCCAAAGCAAUAGUCACGUGAUGUCCCCCCUGCGAAAAUAUCGUAAAUGUAGCCUUUCGUAUUGUUAUAUUUGUGGAGUAGUUUAAUAGCUUGUUGGGCUGUUGACGGAAGUUUUUAACACGUGUGUAUUUUCUGUGCUCAGCAAAGCGUUGCUUGAAGAAGAAUUACCAAAUGUUAUUAAAAUAUUUAAGUAAUGUUAAUAUUUCAUUCAUAUAGUUUAUGAAGUAUUUUGUGUCCAUAAAACAAUUAACAUUUUAUGGGUUGAUUCAUUGAUGUUAUAAUUACGUAAUUCAUUUAUAAGGUUGCUGUAAGAGAUUAAAACAUUAUUUUGUAAAAGUGCUCCUGACGCACACCUCUGGUUCGCCAUUCUGUUUAUUUCUUCGCAUGGUGGGAAGAAAACACUUCCAUGUCUAUAUUUUUCAUUUCAGGCAUUGGUAUUAUGUGCGUACAUACAGGUUGUGCCAGAAAGAUGUAUAUACACAUUAUAAUAUGAAAUGCUAAUCUUAUGCGUUUAUUUAUUUUUGUGGUCAUUUUGCAUAUACAUUUACAAAACACUAAUUAAUUUGAAAAUUAGUGUUUGGACUUCCUGUUUAGCAUAAUAUAUUAAAGCGACUGGUUACAAUCUGGGUGACAGGAAUACCAACAUUAAAAGGAGCAGGAAUAUUUCUCUUCACCAAGGUGACCACUCAUCUUCAUCUAAUGCCUAGAUGAGGAGUGCGUGGAGCUAUACCUCCACUCCCCCAUACGUCUUUAUUUUUCACUUUUAAAAUUAAAGCCGCUUUCAGUGACGGUUGGGCAGUGUAUGUAAGCUGCUUCUACAUUUGUGGAGGGAUAAAUUAUUUGUAACAACUUUUUACAUUACGAUCUAUAUUCCACGGAUGUGUGUUCAUUUGUGCAAGGAGUUUUGACGUGUUCGCGUGCUUGAUUGCACAUUGUUCCUUACGUAUCCGCUGGUCUGUAAGUUGACUGACACCAAAAGCCGUAGUACCUAUUUCACAGAAUUCAUACAUUACGUCGUAAAAUUUUUCAGUUAUAUUUAAUAGAGGAUUCUCAAAAUGUGUGUCAUAUGUUACCCGCCAAUGUGGUAUACAAGGCCCAUGUAAAUUAUUGUAACUCUGUAUGAUAACAAAUAGUUGCCUCAUGUCAGAAAAACACUUUGUUAAUAUCGCCAAUACUUGGCCGUGAUCAACGUCAAAUCCAGAAUUAGGACGAGUCUAAGACGGACACGAAACCUGAUAAUGAAAGACUGGUCUCGCUAGAUCAGAGUCAAGUAACUCAUCCACUAAGGACUAAUAUUGCUAAAGGAAAUUAUGAAAAAAAUAUGUGAACCUACUCUAAUAUGAUAUUUGUAUCAAAAUUCGAAAAAUGUUUUGAUAGAAAUACAUUGAUGUAAUUUUUAUACGAAAAGAGGCUUCAACAAUUUGGGAAAUACUGUUUCGUUCCAACAUGGUAGAGAUCGUGUUAAAAUAUUUCACACUCUUCCACUAGACGGUAAUGGUAAAUGAACAUCUUGUUUCAUAAAUUGUACAACACAUCUUGUGCGUGAUAAGAAAGUUUGAAACUCAAAUUUCCAAGAUUACAAUAUUGUCAUUAAAUCUAUAUUUUGUUGGCCACUAUCCCAUUGUUUUAAUACAGUAUAUUUUAUACAGACUUCAUUUCGGAGAUUUAUUCUGCUUCUGUUUUUAGGUUAUUGGUCGUCAUUUUAUUAUUUUUUUUAAAAUGAGAAGACAGGAAAAGCAAAGCUAACUCAGGAAGUCAGUGUAGUCCUAUAAAAAUAUAUCGUAGAUAAUCGACAUGUAAAUAUAAUAUUGAUGCAAUCAAUCUAUUAGUCACAAACCUUCUAAGAAAAAGCACGCAUUGUAAAAAGUAUGAAUACUACAUUCUUUAAACGGGCUACACUUUAACAUAAUGGCGGACCAGGCAAAAUAAAUUUUCAUACACAUAACUUGACAUUUCAGUAAUUUAACAAUUAAUUAUAAUGUAAUGUACGGUUUGUAUUUUAAUUGAGCUGUGUUUCUCGUACGCUUAAUAAAUUGAUGUAUACUGAAACUUCGAUGCAUAUCACAUUCAACAUAUCAUACUAAUAUUUAAAGUGUUACUUAAAGAAACGCAAUCUCGGUGUGAUUGGUUGAGUUGACAAGUCUAUUGAUCAUGUUCACAAAAUGUUCUGUUUGCAUGUUAUCCAAGUUUUCUCUGAUAUAUGGACUUGAGGAAUAUAAGAUUAUUAUAGAUUUUCAUGCAGUAUAAGAAAACGCAAACACACGUCAUAUAGGGGCCUAAUACUAUUGAACAAAAAUCUAAAAGAGGAGAGUAGAGGUAAGUGAUAAAACUAAAGACGGAGAGGAAAAUGUGGGUGUAGAAUGCAAUAAAUAAUUAAACUUCUAUUUUAUUUCGAUGUAAAAAAGUUAUAGAAAACCCUGCUAAUUGUUUCCUUACAAUGUGAAGACAAAUAAUUAGACGUUUAUCACUAAAUGAUUAAUGUAGAGAACCAACAAAUGUAAUGAUGUGAAAAUAGACUGUGUAUUACAUUAUUAUAAUAAUGACAACUGUAAAACAUGUGUUUUAGUAGUGAACUGUUUACCACAAACAGACAAAAUAUAGAAAUGAUACUGAAAUAUAAA